This is a messenger RNA of Lycium ferocissimum, 3146 nucleotides long. RefSeq lists its product as uncharacterized. The record is from RefSeq and is a predicted model, not a curated record. The transcript has 5 exons. Lineage: Eukaryota; Viridiplantae; Streptophyta; Magnoliopsida; Solanales; Solanaceae. The coding region runs from base 1028 to 2752 and encodes 574 amino acids.
UUGUUUCCUUUAAUAUCUCUAAUUCUGAUCUCCUAAUAUUUUUCUUCCUCUACACGCUUCAAUCGACAGAAAGAAAGCGAGAAGUGUUUCUCUUUCUCAAGAACUCUUUAUACACACACUCAUUAAUUAAAUCUCUUAAUUGUUACUAUAAAGGUUUUUUUAAUUCUUUAUCUGAGAAUUUCCUCAUAUACACUUUGACACAUACAAGAAAAAAAAAAAACCUCCCAGGGACUGAAUUAGGUUCUAUAAUGAUGGUAUUCUGAUUACAGUUUUCUUUAUCGGGUUUCAUCCAAAAUUUUUGGGUAAUUGACUUUUCUUUACUCGGUUAUUGUUCUGAUUUGUGGGUAAUUUUUCGGAUUUUUGGAGGACCAAAGUUUUAUUUUUUUGGACUAUGUUCUUGUGAAUGGUGUCCUAUAUUGGUCUCUUUUGUUGGUUUUGAAAUCUAGGGUUUGACUAUUCUUUAUUAGAAUUCUUAUGAAUGAUAUGAGGAGAUUUUAUAGCCUAUUUUAGUUGAGGAAGGAAGCAUUACAGAGGCUUCUUGUUGAUGGUAUUUGAUAAGGUGAAAAGGCAUUGUUAUGGUUGAAUAAAGUGAUUUGCUGUAUAUAGUGCACAUAAUGAAUAACCCCUAGUUGCAGUGAGCUUAGAAUUGUCUGAAUUUUUUAAUUUCAUGGGUGGUCUCUUUUUGAAUCAUAGGGUUCUGAACAUUUUUAAUUUGACCCCUAUAGACUGAUUUUGUUUCUAAAGCCAAUUCAUUGAGAAACAUGGGAAGGACAAAGGGUUAGUUGAGACAAACAAAUCUACUUAUAGGAUGAUGAUUUUGUUUUUAAAGCAAAUUUUGUGAGCAACUGUGGCGAACGGCAGGUUAAUAUGACUUGGUUCAGUUUUUGUGCCUUUUUGGUUCAAGAGAGAAAUUGGUUUGCUUGGAGGCAUGGCAACUAAAUUAGGUUGACACGUGUGAGGGUUGAUAUUAGGAGUUACACUGAAGAAAAGUGUGGGUUUUUUCCCCCUUUUGUUCUUUGUUUGGAUAAUGUUCAUUAGUAGUGUUAUGGAAAGCAGUGAGCCUACAUUAGCCCCUCAAUGGUUGAGGAGCAGUAAACAUGUGACAAGCUUUGUUACUGCAUCGUCCCCGUUACAUUCAGAUGAUCCUGCUCCAUCAAAACUUGCAAAUAAUAGAUCACUGUCGAUGAAUACGAACGAUAGAGAGUUGAGGCAUCCUGCUGCAUCCGAUCGAGCCAUCUCAUCAGGUAACCGAUGGAGCUCCAACGGUAGUAUUUCCCCUAACUUGCGAUCUUACAAUAGUUUUAGAAGCCAUCGUCAUAGGGACAUGGAUAAAGAUAUUAACAAGUACUGCAAGAAAUCAACUUUAGGAAAUCAUAGGUCAAGGGACCUUCCUGAUACUUCGAGGAAACAUCGCUGGGACCUAUUUGAGGAUGAGGGGUUUAGACAGUCACAGUCGAUGAUUUCUGGUAGAGUUAGUGAGAAAUGGCCUAGGAAUUUCAGCGAUGGCCCGCUUGCUUCAGUUAGUGGUGUGGACAAAGCAAUUGACAGUGGCAUCCAAACCCUAGUAACUGAAGAACGACAAGUAUCACCUAGGGUUGGAAGAGUCCGAUCUCCUGGUUUGGGUACCAUGACUCACGGUUUACCAACGGGCACAUCUGGCUCUACUGGCAAUAAGUCGGCAUCGGCUCUGGCAGAUAUUACGGCAGUGGCUGGUAACAAUAACUCUGGCCUAUCUACUGUGAAACAAGUUGCUUCUUCUGGACCUCCUUCUCCGAUUUCUAGCAAUUCAAUUGGCAGGGGUCUUAAUAUGGCUGAAACAGUCGCCAAGGGUCCUCCUUGUGCUCAGACUACUUCCCGGUUAUCCCAUGCAAAUCAACGACUUGAAGAGCUUGCUGUGAAGCAAUCUAGGCAAUUGAUACCACUGAAACCAUUGGUCACUAAGGCUUCGGUGCCAAAUCCUUCUGAUAAACCGAGAACCAAGGUUGAGCUGCAGCAGCAAACUGUCUCAUCGUCUCAUCCUGUCAGUCACGGUCUCUCAAGCAAGCUUCACGUCUUUAAGCCAACAAGAGAGAGGAAUGGUGUGAACAGUAGCUUGAGCCCAAAUACACACACAAAAGGGCCAAAUGCCCUUCUUGCCGUUCCUCCAUCUGCUUCUACACAGAGUCCAGCAAGUAAUGCUGCUUCCUCUACCUCUGAACGCAAGCCUGUUGGGAAAAUGGUGGAAAAGAAGCUAUCAUCCCAAGCUCGGAGUCGGAAUGAUUUCUUCAAUCUUAUGAGAAGGAAAUCUAUUGGAAGCAGUUCAGCUGUCAAUGGUGAAGGAUGUGCUGUAUCACCAUCAUCUUUAUUUAAGUCUGGUGUUUCAGAAGUUUUGACUGCAGAUGCUGUCCCUCAGGAUCAAGAUGCCUCACUAUCUGAUGAGAGCCCAAGGGUUGAGCAAUCAGCUGAUAUCUUGGGUGAAAAUACAUGCCACAGUGACUCUUCUGAUGGGAAGAAUAGUACUGACAAGAGCUUGUCGAAGUCUGAUGCAAUCUUCUGUUCAGAAGAGGAAGAGGCUGCAUUUUUGCGUUCUCUGGGGUGGGAGGAAAAUGAUGAUGAGGGCGGCCUUACAGAGGAGGAGAUCAGUGCCUUCUACAGAGAUGUUACAAAGUACAUCAAUUCAAAGCUGUCAUUUAAGGCUAUGCAAGGCGUCCAGUCAAGGUUUCUGUUGCCUCUCCACUCUGGAAUUGGAGAUGUUGGUGGCAUUUCUUCUUGAUAUAGCUCAACCUGAAUGAUAUACCAAAAUGGUUAUUGAAUUUUGUUAGUACUUUAUUAGAACUGGGAAACUUUUCUGAUCUUGUCUUGCUCGUUCGAUUAGAUUUUGUGGGAAGCAAUGAGAAUAGAGAGGGUUUGGCAGUGCUUAAUGUGCUUUUCCAGUUAUAGAUUUUCUACCUUCUAGAGAUCAUGGUAAAAGAUUGUGCCUUCGAUAGGAGGUUUGGAAAAGAAUUUCUUAACAAUGAUCCUAUUAGUUAGUGUUAAAAUGUUAGUUGCUUUAACUAUACAAAAGAAAAUUAUUGCUAGAAAGCACCUUUGUGUCAAACAACUUUGUCUGGAAAAGAAUUCUAAUGUGCAUGCAGCAUGUUGAAUAUGUUAGGAUUUGUUAUUGCAGA